Molecule: messenger RNA, 1677 nt
Organism: Canis lupus familiaris (dog)
Lineage: Eukaryota; Metazoa; Chordata; Mammalia; Carnivora; Canidae
Gene: SLC45A2
Product: solute carrier family 45 member 2
Exons: 7
Coding region: 74-1663 (529 amino acids)
Biological process (GO): transmembrane transport
Cellular component (GO): membrane
Molecular function (GO): sucrose:proton symporter activity
Source: RefSeq, marked provisional
CAGCUUGGAGCAGAAACCCGAGGUCCACUCAGAAGGCGGUGGGCUUGCAGGCAAGGUUCCUCACCCUGUGGCCAUGGGCGGCAACACUGGGCAGCUUGGCAUUCAUACCUGUAAGUCCCUAGCUGAGGAUGACCACUUUGAUCCUGUGGAGCCUCCCAAAAGACCCACAAGCAAUCUCAUCAUGCACAGCAUGGCCAUGCUUGGCCGGGAGUUCUGCUAUGCGGUGGAGGCAGCCUACGUGACCCCAGUCCUGCUCAGCGUGGGGCUGCCCAAGAGCCUGUACAGCACUGUGUGGCUCCUCAGCCCCAUCCUGGGAUUCCUGCUGCAACCCGUGGGGGGAUCAGCCAGCGACAACUGCCAGGCCAGGUGGGGCCGGCGGAGACCCUACAUCCUCACCCUGGGCAUCAUGAUGCUCCUGGGCAUGGCUCUGUACCUCAACGGGGAUGCUGUUGUAUCAGCCUUGAUUGCUGAUCCAAGAAGGAAGCGGAUUUGGGCCAUAACCAUCACGAUGAUAGGUGUAGUUUUCUUUGAUUUUGCUGCUGACUUCAUUGAUGGGCCCAUUAAAGCCUACUUAUUUGAUGUCUGCUCUUAUGAGGAUAAGGAGAGGGGCCUCCACUACCAUGCCUUCUUCACAGGUUUUGGAGGUGCCCUGGGUUACCUUUUGGGUGCCAUCGACUGGGCCCAUCUGGAGAUAGGAAGAGUAUUGGGUUCAGAAUUCCAGGUCAUGUUCUUCUUCUCCGCCUUGGUGCUUACUUUGUGUUUUAUUAUUCAUCUCUGCAGUAUCCCUGAAGCCCCACUUAGAGAUGUUACAAAGGACAUUCCCCCACAGCAAGCACCCCAGGAUUUUCUAUUGUCAUCAGACAAAAUGUACCAGUAUGGGUCUAUUGAGAAAGCUAAGAACGGUUAUGUAAACCCAGAGCUGGCAUUGCAGGGAGAAAAAACCCCAAAUCCUUCUAAACAGAUUAGUAAGACAAUGACCAUGACCUCACUGCUGAGGGUGCUGAUGAAUAUGCCUUCCCAUUACCUCUGCCUUUGCAUCAGCCACUUCAUUGGAUGGACUGCUUUCCUGUCUAACAUGCUCUUCUUCACAGAUUUCAUGGGCCAGAUUGUAUACCACGGGGAUCCCUACAGUGCACACAACUCCACAGAGUUUCUCAUCUACGAAAGAGGGGUCGAGGUUGGAUGUUGGGGCUUGUGCAUCAAUUCCGUGUUUUCCUCACUUUAUUCUUACUUUCAGAAACCUUUGGUAUCCUACAUCGGAUUAAAGGGUCUUUACUUCACAGGGUAUUUGCUCUUUGGCCUGGGAACAGGAUUUAUUGGGCUCUUCCCGAAUGUCUACUCCACCCUGGCUCUGUGUACCAUGUUUGGUGUGAUGUCCAGCACUCUGUACACUGUGCCCUUUAACCUCAUUGCCAAGUACCACCGCGAGGAGCAGGAGAAGAGACAGCAGGCCCGAGGAGGGAGCCUGGACAGCGGCGAGAGAGGGCAGGGCCUGGACUGCGCAGUCCUCACCUGCAUGGUGCAGCUGGCUCAGAUCCUGGUUGGAGGUGGCCUGGGCUUUCUGGUCAACAAGGCCGGGAGCGUCAUCGUGGUCAUCACGGCCUCUGCGCUGGCGCUGAUCGGCUGCUGUUUUGUGGCUCUCUUUGUUAGAUACGUGGAUUAGGUCAAUAAAGAGAC